This is a messenger RNA of Trypanosoma theileri, 4425 nucleotides long. RefSeq lists its product as uncharacterized. The coding region runs from base 1 to 4425 and encodes 1474 amino acids. Lineage: Eukaryota; Euglenozoa; Kinetoplastea; Trypanosomatida; Trypanosomatidae. The record is from RefSeq and is a predicted model, not a curated record. The transcript has a single exon.
AUGCGGCGGUGCAUAUCUUCCUUGCGUUUGGUACUCCAACAACAAUAUGAUUCUCGCACUUCUGCAAGAAGACAUAGGGGAAAGAAAAGAAAUGAAAGUUCCACUGUUCGUUCUCCCGCACGCGAUGAUGUUGGAAUGACCAUUCCAGAGUCCCGUCUGCGCCGCAACGGGGUAUCACUUGAUGUCUUUGAUCGCUCUAUCGAAGAGAGAUCACGUGAUAUUCUUGGUCUAGACGAAGAUGCGACGAAUCAGAGAAGAACAUAUGGGGCAGACUUUGACCGCCGUGAAGUUCGUUUUCAAGGAUCUAGCAAUGAUCUUCGUCAAUUUGCUGAAAUGGCAGCAAGAGCUGAAGCCACUAAAAAGUGGAAUGACUCAUUACAAAGACAACAAGAUGGGGAAUGUAAGGAAUUUCUCCCUCUGAAUGCUGUUGCAUACGUACGACAACCUAAAGAAGAGAUCCAGAAAGAAGAUGGUGCUCCUGACGAGACAAAGAAAUCUGUCAAGAGUGGAAGUAGUGCAUUGCUGCAUCGUGCAUUGCGGCAUCACUCUGGAGAGGCAUUUUCAAUGCCCUCUUCUAUCUUGGAAAAGGAUAUUUCUUCUGUUACUACUAUUGAUAAAAAUGGUGGUAGGACUUCUCUUGGAACAGCGGUAAAUGAUAGUACAACUAUCCAUCAGAUAUCAGAAAGUAAACGGCGUGCUGAACGUCGUAGACGACGAUUAGAACGUGUAUUAGGAUCUGAAGGAAAUCUACACCCAUGUGUACAUCAGGGCGGCUGUGCUGUGCAUGCUGGUGCCACCACGUUGUGCCCAUUUGUGAUGUAUCCAUCAACGGUGUGUGUGAUGUGGUUGAGAGAUGGUCGCUGUGAUGAUGCCGUGAGUGGUUGUUGCCCGUGGUGGCAUGGUAAUCUAGCGGGUACGGCGAGGACAGAGAUAAGUGCCCAUUGUCUUUUUCAUACCGCGGAGGAUAACCCUGAUUUGGGUGGGAAACAAGAACAAUUGCUGUUGGUACAAGAGAGUUGUACAUGGAUGGGUACACUUUUGCAAAUGUUUUGGGAUCUUUUGACAGUAGAUGUAGCAGAGGAGAUUCAACGGAAGUUAAGCGGAAAAGAAUUGUCGGUAGAAGAGUUGCAGCAAUAUCUUGAGCAAGUACUCUCUGAUGGGAUGGGUGCUGUUGAUCUUGCAGUAAACUUUGAAUCUUCUCGAGGUAUUCUUACAGUGGAGCGAGAAUUGGGUUUGAGUGGACUAAUGGCAGUAGAAAAUAUAAAUAACGAAGAGGAAGAGACGUUUGAUGAGAUGUUCACACGUCAGUUAACAUCUAUGCAAAACAGUCAUACGCAACUCUUGGAAGGAGAGAUGGAAGAAGUAGAAAAGAAACAACAACAACAACAAGGAGAGGAACAUCAGAUAUUACAUGAUUCUAGUGAACAGCGUCUUCGUCGGGUACUUUCUAUUUUUCGUGGUUAUAUUACUGAAUGCGAUGAUAAUAAUAAUAGAUCGGGGUCACGUAUCGCUCUCUGUACACCAUUGACUAAGUGGAUCUUGUGUCGUGCGGCUCAGCACUAUUAUGAUACACACCACAAGAAAAAAAUUGUAGAAUCAACACCGCAAGAACUUUUUGAGGAAGCAUCUACUGUUCUACUUCAACAUCGUCUUGAGAUGUUCGAUAUCUUUAGUGAGGGGAAUGACCUUUCAAAGAACUCUCAUCAAUGGUCGGCAAUAUUAUUAUUACAGCAAGCCACUCUUCUUGCACGUAUUCCGGCAUCAAAUAGGGUUUCCCCAAUUACAGGAGCAACUAUUCAAAGAUCUCUUUUAUAUAAAUUACUUCUACUGGCUCAUACGAAAGGUAAUAAUACUCUUUGGCCAGGUGAUACAGUACAUACACAGUAUAUAAAUUGCUGGGUAUUUCUCCAGUCUUUCCUUUCUACUAUUUCUCUGCGUAUUCUUCGUCAGAGUACAUCUCUCUUUGCUUUUGCUCGCUCUGCGAUAAUAGGUAUAACACGGCAGUUAGCCCAGGAUGUGGAAGAGGACUUUUCACAUCCGCUACUGCGCGCGAAUGGAUGGUUAGCAUGGACAGAUGCGCAAAUGUUUGCACCACAUCAAAUGGAAAACUACACUGCAAUCGGUUAUGCACAACAUCAUCUUCCUGUUAUUAGGCAUUCAUUUGUGGUAUCAGCACUAAAUGUGUUUCUCCUACAUAUUGGUAGAGAAGCCAGUAAUACAUAUCAACUACAUUGGAGUCCACUUAAAGCUGUACUUUUUAGUAGAGGUGGAGAUGUAGAUUCACCUCUAGAAUCUCUUGAACGAGAGCGACGUCUUUACAUUAGCAGUAGCGUCACCAGCCGUAAUAAUGCUAGUAAGAGAGGGAUUAGGCUACGCCAGAGUAUACGUCCAUAUGCACAAGAAGCGUUAGCAAUUUUCUCAGCCCUGCAGGAUGAAAGUAAUACGGUGGAAACACGACGACAACUACUAAUGGAGGAAUUCAUGAUGCAUCGCAUGGAGUACCAGGAACGUACAGAGAGUGAUAUAGCCCGUCGCAGGAAUAAAUCCAUUACCAACACCAACACUACUACUACUACUAACAAAGGCAACAGGAACUCUACGUGGGCGUCAAGGAAAAACAGGAGGAAUCACCACAAAAAUGAUGAGAGUAAUGGUGUGGAAUGUGUUGAUCAUUUACCGCCGCACGGUUCUGUGAUGGUCGCCGCAGAUGCCGUUGGACAUUUAUUGCGCCUGCUGCUUGAGGGUGGGUGGGCGUACAAGUCCCUACGUCUUGCCGCCACCGCCCUUUACACCGCCCAAAAGCCUCAUGAAAAGAACGAAAAGAGAGAAAAAGAAGAAAAGGAGGAAAUGAAAGAGAAAAAGAGAGGAACGGGGGAAUUGUGGUUGCAACUCGAUGGAGUCGCCAUCGCGGCAGUCGCUGCAGUCGCCAUGCGGCUCCCGGCGGGCGGUCGUCUCGUGCGGACUGUCAUCGGCGGCCGGCCGCUGCGGGACUCAACGGCCCGUCGGUGCCUCCCCGUCCCCAAUCGUGCAGAUGUACACCCGCAGAACGGCACCAUCGCCGCAGCAAGCGGGGCUCGUAUCCUUCGUGCUAUCCUCGCCCUUCUUAGUGAUGAUAAUAAUAACAGUGGAAAUGGUAAAAACAGUAACAGUGACAGAAAUAACAAUCAUACACAGCCUAUUGGAGUCACAGCACGGGUGAUGGAAGUUGUUGUUACACAAACACCAAACAGUGACCGCGAGGCACAUAGUAACUAUGAACGAAUAGCUGGUAUGGACCCGCGAACGCGCGUAAAUGACAGUGUUUUACUUGCACAGCAAUAUCAUUGGGGUCGACAUCACUUUGCACGAGCUAAUGGUGUGGCGGCUGCAGUGUGGAUGGACUUUGUACAGUCUAAUAUAACACCCUUAUCAGGUCCCACUGCUUUAGCGCUACACAAGGAAAUGGAACAGCUCCCCAGUCUUAUUGAAGAACAUGGAUUCACAUUGCAACCUCAGUGGAAGCACAAAUAUCAGCAGCAAAUAUCGCAAUCAAUUCGUACCAUUGAGGAACUACGGACUCAUCUGCAGCAACAAGACCAGCACUCCAGCGAGCACGCCACACCAACUAAUGCAUCUUAUCAACAGCGUGGGUAUAUGUGGUAUGUGUCGCGGGUGUUAGCAACACAUGUUACAGAUAGUAAUUCGCUACAUCGAAUGCGGUGGGCUGUCGUGAGUGGUGUCCUCCUCGCUAUUAACGACGAUAAGCUUACAGGUGUACAGCGAUCUUGGUCACGGUUACUACUGCGUAAUGCAUUUAUUCUAGCCCAUGAAGCUACGACACAGCAAGAACGUUCACGCCUUACAGAAGCAACAGUAAGACUUUUUCUUAUUUCAGAUUUUUUUGACCCUGAGUCUACAGCUACUAACGCACCAGAACGACUGCCGUGGAGUUCAGCCGUUGUUCGAGACCUACCACAGUUCAUUUCGGCCCAAAUACAAUUGGCACAAAAACUGACCGAAAAGAUAGUAGACACUCAUGGAGCAUUGCCACCUCAAUAUGAUUGUCACCUGCUUUCACAGUUCAAAACAGUUGCAGAACUUAAUAAUAACGAUGACAGUCAUACUGUCACCUGGCAAUUGUUAGAGCCUUUUAUACAACAUCCAGAAUUAGCAUUACAUUGGCUCAAUAUAUCCUUCUUUCGUGUACCACACGAUUUAAUUGCGUGGAUCAUCGCACGACUCAACAAGAAUGAUGCUCACUCCAUUCAAUGCCUUGCGGUUUGGGUAACAUUUUUGUACCAAAAUGGCGCAACAACAAGUGAAUUCCAUGCCGCUGCAAUGCGAUUAGUUGGAAAACGAUGUACUCCACAACAAGUACAAAAAAUACACGAUUUCCUACACGCAAAUACACAUAAAGACAGUGACAAAAGUGUGAGGCCCAACUAG